AUGUCUCCGAGCAGUAAAACGGGAGUUUUCUUGCCCCUGUUUCUAGCGUUGACUAUGGUGGUCAACGGGAGAUUCUACGUGGAGAAGAGCAGCGUGACGGUCCUUAACUCAUGGGAAAUGGGAGCUAAGCACGACGCAGCCAUCGCAGACUUUGGCAUCCCAAACCACGGCGGUUUCAUGAUCGGCUCCGUCGUCUACGCAGGCCAAGACGCUUACGGAUGCGACUCCUUCAACAAAACUUUCAAGCCCAAGUCUUCUUAUCCCACCAUCCUCCUCAUUGACCGUGGAGUGUGUAACUUUGCUUUGAAGAUAUGGAACGGGCAACGAUCCGGUGCAGCGGCUGUUCUUAUAGCAGACGACAUUGCUGAGCCAUUGAUAACAAUGGAUUCACCAGAGGAAUCCAAACAUAAAGAUCCUGACUUUAUAGAAAAAAUCAACAUCCCAUCAGCUCUGAUCCUUCGCUCUUUCGGAGAUAACCUCAAGAAAGCUCUUAAAAGAGGAGAAGAAGUGAUCUUGAAGAUAGACUGGAGUGAGUCUAUACCAAACCCUGAUGAGAGAGUCGAGUAUGAGCUAUGGGCUAACACUAACGACGAAUGUGGCGUACACUGCAAGGAACAGAUGGAUUUCAUCAAGAACUUCAAAGGAACGGCUCAGAUUCUCGAAAAGGGCGGUCACACUCUGUUCACACCUCAUUACAUUUCUUGGUUCUGUCCCAAGGAGCUUCUACUUAGCAUGCAGUGCAAGACUCAGUGUAUAAACCAAGGGAGGUAUUGUGCUCCUGACCCUGAGCAAGACUUUGAAGAUGGAUACAGUGGGAGAGAUGUCGUUUACGAGAAUCUUAGACAGUUGUGUGUUCAUAUAGUAGCUAAGGAGAAGAACAGUUCUUGGGUCUGGUGGGAUUAUGUGACAGAUUUUAACAUCAGGUGUUCUAUGAAGGAGAAGAGAUAUAGCACAGAAUGUGCAGAGACUGUUGUGGAAUCUCUAGGUUUGUCUCUUGAGAAGAUGAAGAAAUGCAUUGGUGAUCCUGAUGCUGAUGAAGAGAACCAAGUUCUUAAAGCCGAGCAGGCUUUUCAGUUAGGUCAAGAGAAUCGUGGGGUUGUCACAAUCUUUCCAACUUUGAUCAUCAACAAUGCUCAAUAUCGAGGUAAACUGGAGAGAACAGCAGUGUUGAAGGGUAUAUGUUCAGGAUUCAAGGCGAGGACCGAGCCUUCGAUAUGUUUGAGUGCAGAUGUAGAAACCAAUGAGUGUCUUGAAGCAAACGGAGGAUGUUGGCAAGACAAAAGAUCAAAUGUAACUGCUUGCAAGGACACAUUUAGGGGAAGAGUAUGCGAGUGCCCUGUUGUUGAUGGUAUUCAAUAUAAAGGAGAUGGUUAUACAUCUUGCAAGCCUUAUGGACCUGCGAGAUGUUCCAUGAAUGAAGGAGGUUGCUGGUCUGAAACCAGAAAGAAUCUAACCUUCUCUGCUUGUUCUAACUCGGAGACAUCAGGAUGUCGUUGCCCUCUAGGCUUCCAUGGAGAUGGUCUUAAAUGUGAAGACAUUGAUGAAUGCAAAGAGAAAUCAGCUUGUCAAUGUGCUGACUGCAAAUGCAAGAACAAUUGGGGAGGAUAUGAAUGCAAAUGCUCUAUCAACAGUCUCUAUUUGAAAGAACAAGACACUUGUAUCGAGAGAGGAAGUGGAUCAAGAAGCACAUGGUUGUUGAUAACUGUGGGUCUAACCGCCAUUGUAGGCAUCUCUUUAGCUGCUUAUAUAUUAUUCUACAAGUAUCAUCUUAAGUCUUACAUGGAUUCAGAGAUCGUGUCUAUGAUGUCUCAAUACAUACCACUCGAUAGCCAAAAACAUUAA
Molecule: messenger RNA, 1842 nt
Organism: Microthlaspi erraticum
Lineage: Eukaryota; Viridiplantae; Streptophyta; Magnoliopsida; Brassicales; Brassicaceae
Source: the annotation of a GenBank genome assembly